This is a messenger RNA of Engraulis encrasicolus (European anchovy), 1489 nucleotides long. It is a transcript of the gene hoxb7a, whose product is annotated as homeobox B7a. The transcript has 2 exons. The coding region runs from base 420 to 1130 and encodes 236 amino acids. NCBI's taxonomy places the organism in Eukaryota, Metazoa, Chordata, Actinopteri, Clupeiformes, Engraulidae. Gene Ontology annotation, molecular function: RNA polymerase II cis-regulatory region sequence-specific DNA binding; DNA-binding transcription factor activity, RNA polymerase II-specific. Gene Ontology annotation, biological process: anterior/posterior pattern specification; regulation of transcription by RNA polymerase II. The record is from RefSeq and is a predicted model, not a curated record. Gene Ontology annotation, cellular component: nucleus.
GCGGAGAGAAGCGCUGCUAAUAUAUGGAAGUUCAUAUUUACUUGCAGAUAACCUUUAAACGUUUGUAGGUAUUUUAUUGUCUGGUUGUGCAGCUGGUGAUUAUAGAAGAUAUCUAUUCAAUCGAUUGUGUUUUUUCGCUUAUGUUAGUUUGGGUAGAGUGGACGUACCUUUGUCUGUGAGUGAAUAAUUUAAAGUAUUUUAUGUGGAUGGCCAGUGCUGUGCACUUUUUCCACAUUAGAAGGUCUGUGGGAAGCAUUGCCUCCAUUGGAGGACCAUGCGUCACGUGUUGUCCGUCACGUGGCCCCCUAGGAAAAAGGGGUGAUUUUUGGUGUAAAUCUAGACUGUAAUUCUGCAAUAUAUCAUACGACCUCGUAAAAACGACAUUUGAACCUUCUGGCCAACAAAUCACUGGCCAAAUUAUGAGUUCGUUGUAUUAUGCGAAUGCGUUGUUUUCCAAAUAUCAAACGGCGAGCUCGAUGUUUCCAAGUGGGGUUUUCCCCGAGCAAACUUCUUGCGCUUUCGCAUCCAGUAGUUCCCAGCGAGCCAGCAGUUAUGGCUCUUGUCCUGGCGGUGCUUCCUUCUCCUCUACCUCCUCAGCCUCCACACUGCCGGCCGUAUACAGCACCGGAGCGCCACUGUCCAGCCAGACGCAGAGCGCGUACACCGCCGGCUAUGGGUUCGCCACCGGCCCACUGAACAUGCACUGCUCCGCCUUUGAGUAUCCUGGGCUGGCAUCGAGAUGCGCCGUUGAUCCGUCCAAGGCACUCGGGGGAUGCAGUAAGCCAGAGCAGCGGACAUGCAGCCAGGAAGACGAAGACAACUACAGAAUCUACCCAUGGAUGAGAAGCACAGGUGGAGACAGAAAGAGGGGCCGGCAGACGUACACCCGUUACCAGACGCUGGAGCUGGAGAAAGAGUUCCACUUUAACCGAUACCUCACCCGGCGGAGGCGCAUCGAGAUAGCGCACGCUGUCUGCCUCACCGAACGUCAGAUCAAAAUCUGGUUCCAAAACCGACGGAUGAAGUGGAAGAAGGAGAACAAGACGGCGGAGUCCAGCUCUCCCACCACCGGCACGACAGGCGCAGAGGAAGAGGAGGAGGACGACGAGGAGGAGGAUGAGGAAGAGUGACGGCUGUGGUGACGCGUCGUGGGCGCAUGGAGCGGGGAUCCAGACAAACUCUAAAUAUAAAUGGAGAAAAUUACUUCACCUCCAUCUGUGCAACACUGAGUAAAAAACAAUCAUACUACCUAAUAAAAUCUCCUUAGGUGUUUCGGAGCUGUGCAGGUUAAAGUGCCGCAGCCUUUUGUGAGCAGUGAUGAGGUAUAUGUUUGGAUUUGCACAUAUAGCCUAUGUCCUAUAAAACAACUCAUUCGAUGCUGUGUUUAUUAUUGUGUAGAAUAGUUGUGUGCUCUGGGAUGUGGAAAAAGGGACAUUUUAUACUGUACUGCAUUACUCUCUUAACAAAUCUGUUUUUGUGUACCAAUGAA